Molecule: messenger RNA, 1374 nt
Organism: Platichthys flesus (European flounder)
Lineage: Eukaryota; Metazoa; Chordata; Actinopteri; Pleuronectiformes; Pleuronectidae
Gene: vbp1
Product: von Hippel-Lindau binding protein 1
Exons: 6
Coding region: 54-641 (195 amino acids)
Biological process (GO): tubulin complex assembly; protein folding; microtubule-based process
Cellular component (GO): prefoldin complex; cytoplasm
Molecular function (GO): tubulin binding
Source: RefSeq, a predicted model, not a curated record
UUGAGACGCAGCGACGAGACCCGUGAGGAAGGAAGCAGCGGCCUCUCUCCAAGAUGGCGGCGACCAUAGACAACAGCAAUGCUGCUCUGGCCACGAAGAAAAAGCACCUCGGGAUCCCGGAGGCCGCGUUUGUGGAGGACGUGGACACUUUUAUGAAGCAGGCCGGCAACGACACGGCGGAUGCGGUGCUGAAGAGACUGGACGAGCAGUACCAGAAGUAUAAGUACAUGGAGCUCAACCUGUCCCAGAAGAAACAAAGGUUGAAAAACCAGAUCCCACAAAUCACAGAGACGCUAGAAAUCCUCCGACACAUGCAGAAGAAAAAGGAGACCACAGAUCCCAUGGAGACUCACUUCCUGUUGGCUGACAAUGUUUACUGCAAGGCCUCAGUGCCGCCCACCGACAAAGUCUGUCUAUGGUUAGGGGCUAACGUGAUGCUGGAGUACGACAUCGACGAGGCCCAGGCUCUCCUGGAGAAGAACCUCUCCACGGCCUCACGCAACCUGGAGCAGCUCGUGGAGGAUCUGGAUUUCCUGCGAGACCAGUUCACCACCAUCGAAGUCAACAUGGCACGAGUCUACAACUGGGACGUGAAGAGAAGGAGCAAAGAGAACCUCCUGAAAUCAGCUGACAAGUCUUAAUGUCCUCCUCCUCCUCCUCCUCUUCAGCUGAAUCACUUCUCUUUAGUCCGAACAAAAACAAAAACCGAGAAACAACGACUCCCCCCCGUCUCCCAAGAUCACGUUCACCCAGCACAUAGAGGACGGGUUCAAAACAUCAGCAAAAGUUGUGCGUCUCAUUUAACGCAGGUGCCGUACGUUAACCCGGGUAAAACCAAGUGCACGUCAUAAUUCUUUGUCUGGUUUUUAAACGUGUCCUCUAUCGUGUGAAACUAAAAACUUUCACCGCAGCUGUUUCCUCCUGAUUUGUUACUUUUUAAAAGUAUUUUUUCAAGUAAAAAUCUACCAUAAAAAGGCAACGACGCAAGUUUUUUGUAUUCUUUUUAAUGAUUUCACUGUGUUCCUGUCGUUGUUUGAGGGGCCCCUCACUUUGUCUUUCUCUCUCUACACACCUGUCACUCGUGGGUUUGUGUUUUUGGGGACUUUAACUUGACUUACUGUAAAAACACAGUUGCCAUUAUUCUCCAUAGGAUGAGGUUCUUUUUUUCACUUCAGGACUUAGGAGUUCACUGUUGUCCUUUGACCCCCCCCCCCCCACAGCUCUUCCGUUCUGUCUGUAUUUAUUUGUCUCCCUCUGUACCAUGUAACGCUGAAUGAAGUAAAAAGGAGAACACUUGGGCGAGGAGACGAGAACGUGACCUGGUGAUGUGUGUUGUUUGUCGUCUGAUCUCUAUAAACACAAUCUGCAUGUGAA